Oncorhynchus keta (chum salmon) is the source of this 4158-nucleotide messenger RNA. Its product is annotated as acyl-CoA-binding domain-containing protein 7-like. Gene Ontology annotation, cellular component: peroxisome. Gene Ontology annotation, biological process: fatty acid metabolic process. The coding region runs from base 515 to 2353 and encodes 612 amino acids. The transcript is spliced from 16 exons. Gene Ontology annotation, molecular function: carnitine O-octanoyltransferase activity; fatty-acyl-CoA binding. The record is from RefSeq and is a predicted model, not a curated record. Lineage: Eukaryota; Metazoa; Chordata; Actinopteri; Salmoniformes; Salmonidae.
CUCUCUUCCGGGUGUUGGCAGUCAGUUAACUGGGGUUGACUAGAUGGGUUACAGCUUUUGUCAGAUUUGACUUUUCGUAGCAGGUUAGGAUAAUUAGUUUAAUAUUAGGAAAAAGGUCAGAGUUAGCUAAAAUGCCCAAAUAAACACACGUUUGGCGUUAAUUUGACAAAAGCUGUAGCCUUUCUAGCCUUGACCUCUUACUGGGUGAAAGGUGAUGAGAAGCGCUGCAUACACCACGAGCGGAGCAACAACACAAACUACCGCAAGCGCCUUCCUCUAGUCUAGUCUAGAAAAUAGCUGCAACAUCAUUUUUAUUUUGAAUGGACGAACGAAACCAACGUUUCACAUAUCGGAAUUUGCAGAAUAUCGCAAAGUACUAAAGUUUUUGUGGGAUUAAGCUGCUUCGAUCGGAUUGAAAACUGAAACGGACCUACAUUCGAGCCGUGAAAACAAUGCAACGGCCUCAGGGGCCAACUAUUUUAUAGCAAGCUAGUGCACUUGUUUCUGCAGUAACAUGACCAACCAGGUGUCAGAGUUCCCCACUGAGCGGACGUUCCAGUACCAGCAUAGCCUGCCUCCUCUCCCUGUACCGUCUCUAGAGGGGAGCCUCGCCAAGUACCUGGAUGCAGUGCGGCCGUUUGCUACAGAGGAGGAGUACCAGGUGACUGCAGCCGUAGUGAAGAGGUUUGGAGAGGGCAUCGGCAAAGACCUGCACCAAAAACUACUGCAGAGAGCCAGGACACGCAGGAACUGGUUGGAGGAGUGGUGGUUGAAUGCAGCCUAUCUGGAAUUGCGUUACCCCUCCCAGUUGAAUGUGAACUACGGAGGUCCUGCACCCUACCUAGAGCACUGCUGGCCCCCUACAGAGGGAGUACAGCUACAGAGGACCAGCAUAAGCAUGUGGCACACUCUACAGUACUGGGACCUGCUUCGCACGGAGAGGCAGGACCCUCAUAAAGCUGGUAAUGUGGUGUUGGAUAUGGACCAGUUCAGAAUGCUGUUCUGUACAUGUAAAGUUCCUGGAGUCACCAAGGAUACCAUCAUCAACUACUUUAAGACAGAGAGCGAGGGUCCAUGCCCCUCCCACGUGGUGGUGAUGUGUAAGGGGCGUUUCUUCUCGUUUGAUGCAGUGUGUGACGGACACAUUCUUACCCCUCCAGAGCUGCUCAGGCAGCUGACCCAUGUAAAGCAGUGUUGUGAGGGGGAGCCUGCAGGUGACGGAAUCGCCGCUCUCACCUCAGAGGAGAGGACACGCUGGGCUAAGGCCAGGGAGUAUCUAAUAGGUAUAGAUCCAGCCAAUAAGACCAUCUUAGAGACCAUCCAGAGCAGUCUGUUUGUGGUUUCACUGGACGAUGCUAAACCCUACGCUACUGCAGAGAACUACACAACAGUGUCCCUGGAGGUGCUGACAGGAGACCCCACCAUCCGCUGGGGAGACAAGUCCUACAACUCCCUCUCCUUCGCCGACGGAACCUUCGGAUCCAUCUGUGACCAUGCCCCAUUUGAAGGCAUGGUGCUGGUAACUCACUGUUACUAUGUGGAUCAGCAACUCAAAGCUACAGACGGCAAGUGGAAGGGCUCUGAGACGGUGCGGCCUAUGCCUCUUCCUGAAGAGUUGGUCUUCACUGUGGAUGACAGGGUCAGGAGUGACGUUGCACAUGCCAAGCAACAGUACUUUGAGACUACUCAGGACUUGCAGGUGGUGUGUUAUGCGUUCACCUCGUUUGGGAAAGCAGCCAUCAAACAGAGGAAGCUCCACCCAGACACCUUCAUACAACUGGCCCUUCAACUGGCUUAUUACAGACAGCAUGGGAGGUUAGGUAGUUGCUAUGAGACAGCGAUGACCAGAAGGUUCUACCAUGGCAGGACUGAGACCAUGAGGCCCUGUACCCUGGAGGCACAGAACUGGUGCCAUACCAUGCUCCUCCCUGCAGCCAGCGCUGAGGCUAAGAGGAAAGCCCUGCUGCUGGCCUUCAACAAGCAUAACAAACUGAUGGCUGAGGCACAGAACGGAAAAGGUUUUGACAGACAUCUCCUGGGCCUUUACCUGAUCGCCAAGGAGGAGGGACUUCCUAUGCCAGACCUUUUCACUGAUCCACUGUAUUCCAAGAGUGGAGGCGGCGGUAACUUUACCCUGUCCACCAGUCUGGCUGGCUACACCACAGUCCUGGGAGCGGUUGCUCCCAUGGUGCACCAUGGCUACGGGUUCUUCUACCGCAUCAAUGAGGACAGGAUCGUGGCUUCCUGUUCAGCGUGGAAGUCCAGUCCAGAGACAGAUGCAGAGACACUGUUCCAGAACCUGGUUACCUCCCUACAUGAGAUGCUACAUCUCGCUACCACAGCGCAGCUCUAACACACACACACACACACACACACACACGCGCGUGCGCAGAGUUUCUAGAUGCCGGCUAAAAAAAUAACCGUUUAAUAUUGUCCAGAUCAAUGCAAAGGCAUUGUAACAAUGUGGCAGGUAGCCUAGAAGUUAGAAUUAGGCCAGUUACUGAAAGGUUGCUAGUUUGAUUCCCCGAGCCAAUAAAUCUUUUGCUGUGCCUUUGAGCAAGCCUCUUAACCCUAAUUGCUCCUUUGCCAUCACCCUACUCUCCAGGGUUGUCUCGGGGGGAGUUGGGAUAUGCAAAAAAUACAUGUCCAAUGUGAAAUAGGACAAGUAUAAGCACCCACCAAAUUAUUAUUACAAUGCAGCCCUUGAUUGUUUUCUUAAUGUUUACAAGAAAUACAUUAUUUGUUUAAAUGCAGCUUAACAAAUGUGUUUAUUUUGCACUUUAAUUCAUGUAAUUCUCUGUGAUUUUGUGCAACAGCUAGAUUGGGAAUUUCCUGUGUUAAAAUGUAUUGAUUGAACUUCCUACCAUGAUUCCACAAAUUCAGGUAAUGCCUCCUUGUUUUGGCCUGUUUGCUUCUGAUUCGUUCCUAGUGAAUAUGACUCAAGACUAAGAGCAGGAAACGUCCCCUGGCACUAGAAUGAGUUAUACCAUAGAGAUACAGUUGAAGUCAGAAGUUCACAUACACUAAUUUGACUGUGCCUUUAAACAGCUUGGAAAAUUCAUGAAAAUUAUGUCAUGGCUUUAGAAGCUUCUGAUAGGCUAAUUGACAUCAUUUGAGCCAAUUGGAGGUGUACCUGUGGAUCUAUUUCAAGUCCUACCUUCAAACUCACUGCCUCUUUGCUUGACAUUGUGGGUAAAUCAAACGAAAUCAGCCAAGACCUCAGAAAAAUAAUUGUAGACCUCCACAAGUCUGGUUCAUACUUGGGAGCAAUUUCCAAACGCCUGAAGGUACCACGUUCAUCUGUACAAACAAUAGUACGAAGUAUAAACACCAUGGGACCACACAGCCAUCAUACUUCUCAGGAAGGAGACGUGUUCUGUCUCCUUGAGAUGAACGUACUUUGGUGCGAAAAGUGCAAAUCAAUCCCAGAACAACAGAAAAGGACCGUGUGAAGAUGCUGGAGGAAACAGGUACAAAAGUAUCUAUAUCCACAGGAAAAUGAGUCCUAUAUCGACAUAACCUGAAAGGCCGCUCACCAAGGAAGAAGCCACUGCUCCAAAACCGCCAUUUAAAAAAGCCAGACUACCGUUUGCAACUGCACAUGGGGACAAAGAUCAUACUUUUUGGAGAAAUGUCCUCUGGUCUGAUGAAACAAAACUAGAACUGCUUGGCCAUAAUGACCAUGUUUGGAGGAAAAAGGGGAAGGCUUGCAAGCCGAAGACCACCAUCCCAACUGUGAAGCACGGGGGUGACAACAUCAUGUUGUGGGGGUGCUUUGGAAAAAGGGCUUAAGGACAACAAAGUCAAGGUAUUGGAGUGGCCAUCACAAAGCCCUGACCUCAAUCCUAUAGAAAAUGUGAGGGCAGAACUGAAAAAGCCUGUGUGAGCAAGGAGGCCUACAAACCUGACUCAGUUGCACCAGCUCUGUCAUGAGGAAUUUUCAAAAAUGUACCCAAUUUAUUGUGGGAAGCUUGUGGAGGGCUACCCAAAACGUUUUACCCAAGUUAAACAAUUUAAAGACAAUGCUAACAAAUUCUAAUUGAGUGUAUGUAAACUUCUGAACUUCGGAUGAAAGAAAUAAAAGCUGAAAUAAAUCAUUCUUUCUACUAUUAUUCUGACAUUUCACCUUCUUUAAAAUAAAGUGGUGAUCCUAACUGA